AAAGUCCUUGACAUUGAAGGAAAUGAAGGUAACUUUUUCCUUUCUGCCACAGAUCCAAACAUUUAAUGUUGAGGCACCAUGCCAGACCGUGGAAGACUUAACAAGUGGGGUUGUGAUGGCCCAGGUUCUUCAAAAAAUAGAUCCAGUUUACUUUGAUGAAAAUUGGCUGAACAGAAUCAAAACUGAAGUAGGAGAUAAUUGGAGGCUAAAGGUAAGCAACCUGAAGAAAAUUUUAAAAGGAAUACUGGAUUACAACCAUGAGAUUCUAGGGCAACAGAUAAAUGACUUCACCCUUCCUGAUGUUAACCUGAUUGGAGAGCAUGCUGAUGCGGCAGAGCUUGGGAGAAUGCUUCAGCUUAUUUUGGGAUGUGCUGUGAAUUGUGAACAGAAGCAAGAAUACAUCCAGACCAUAAUGAUGAUGGAAGAAUCAGUUCAACAUGUUGUCAUGACAGCCAUUCAGGAGUUGAUGAGUAAAGAAUCUCCAGUCUCUGUUGGAAAUGAUGCUUACGUUGACCUUGAUCGGCAGCUGAAGAAAACUACAGAAGAAUUAAAUGAAGCCCUUGCAACAAAAGAAGAAAUUGCCCAGAGAUGCCAUGAGUUAGAUAUGCAGGUUGCAGCCCUCCAAGAGGAGAAGAGCAGCCUGCUUGCCGAGAACCAGAUUCUGAUGGAACGUUUAAAUCAAUCUGAUUCUAUUGAAGAUCCCAACAGUCCUGCAGGUCGUAGACACCUGCAGCUGCAGACACAGCUAGAACAGCUCCAAGAGGAAACAUUCAGAUUAGAAGCUGCCAAAGAUGACUAUCGAAUACGCUGUGAAGAACUAGAAAAGGAAAUUGCGGAAUUGAGACAACAAACAGAAGAGCUUACUACACUGGCAGAGGAGGCUCAGUCUUUGAAAGAUGAGAUAGAUGUACUCCGGCAUUCUUCUGAUAAAGUAGCCAAGUUAGAAAGCCAGGUAGAGUCAUACAAAAAGAAAUUGGAGGACCUGGGUGAUUUGCGGCGUCAAGUGAAGCUUUUAGAAGAGAAGAAUACAAUGUACAUGCAAAAUACCGUGAGCCUGGAGGAAGAGCUAAGGAAGGCCAAUGCAGCACGCAGUCAGCUGGAAACAUACAAGAGACAGGCAGUUGAACUACAAAACAGGUUAUCUGAAGAAUCCAAGAAAGCUGAUAAAUUAGAUUAUGAAUGCAAACGACUGAAAGAAAAAGUAGACAGCCUCCAAAAAGAAAAAGAUAGAUUAAGAACAGAAAGGGAUUCUUUGAAAGAAACUAUUGAAGAACUUAGAUGUGUACAAGCUCAGGAGGGUCAACUCACUACUACAGGACUGAUGCCUCUGGGAAGACAAGAGCCUUCAGACAGUUUAGCAGCAGAAAUCAUUACUCCUGAAAUAAAGGAGAAACUCAUCCGCCUUCAGCAUGAGAACAAGAUGUUAAAGUUGAACCAAGAAGGUUCUGACAAUGAGAAGAUUGCCUUGUUGCAGAGCCUUCUUGAUGAUGCAAACUUACGGAAGAAUGAACUGGAGACAGAAAACAGGUUGGUAAAUCAGAGACUUCUGGAAGUACAGUCCCAGGUUGAAGAGCUGCAAAAAUCUUUGCAGGAUCAAGGUUCAAAAGCCGAAGAUUCAGUUCUUCUGAAAAAGAAACUUGAAGAACAUCUUGAGAAGCUCCAUGAAGCUAACAAUGAGCUACAGAAGAAACGAGCUAUUAUUGAAGAUUUGGAACCAAUAUGCAACAACAGUUCACUUAAAAUUGAGGAAUUACAAGAAGCACUACGGAAAAAGGAGGAGGAAAUGAAGCAAAUGGAAGAACGAUACAAAAAGUACUUGGAAAAGGCCAAAAGUGUCAUCCGCACAUUAGAUCCUAAACAGAACCAGGGUGCUGCUCCUGAGAUUCAGGCACUGAAAAACCAGUUGCAGGAGCGGGACAGAAAGUUUCAUUCCCUGGAGAAAGAAUAUGAGAAAACAAAGAGUCAAAGAGAAAUGGAGGAGAAAUUUAUCGUUAGUGCCUGGUACAACAUGGGGAUGACUCUGCAUAAAAAAGCAGCAGAAGACAGACUGGCUAGUACAGGCUCAGGACAGUCCUUCCUGGCUAGACAAAGGCAAGCCACGAGCACAAGGAGAUCUUACCCUGGUCAUGUCCAGCCAGCAACAGCAAGGUAGAGAAGCCUUGGCCUUAGAAAGAAAACUGCCCUGUGAUCCAGGCCACUUCUAUUGCAAGUGACAACAUUCAAGGAAAAUAAACCAGCAUCCUUUCUCUUUCUCCCUUGUUACUGCUAUUAUUUUACAGUUCAGGAAAAGGUUUUAUUAUGCCUUCUUAUUUCUCUGUAAUGCCCUUUGCUUAUAUUUUUUGGAGUUCAUUUCUCUCUGCAUUUUCUGAAUGUGCCAAAACUUUGAAAACAUCUAGGCAAGUGCUGUAUAAUAACAGUCUUAUUUAUAUGAAGCCUGGUCUGUUACAAAAAACCUCAUGUGGAUCAUGUGACAGUGGAGAUUUCCUAUCACAGUUGGUACUUUUGUGCCUGUAAGGCUUUGUGCUUUAUAAGACUGUUUCUGUUCAAAGGGAAUUAGCUUUUCAUCUCCUGUUGAUUCAGAAAAAUGCUGAAAUCUCAUUACAGAAAUGCAAAGUUGGAUUAUAAUAUUAUUGUGAAAUAUAUUUCAUACUAAAAAAAUCACCAAUGCAAAAAGAAAAGUUGGGGUUUUUUUUAAUCUCCUAAGUGCAAAGUUUGCUCUUACUCUUGGCAUUUAGGGAAGCAGGAUGAUAUUUUUCCAGGUUUUUCUUUAUCAACUGGUUUUACCUCUUUUGCUGGUAGAAAUUAAUAUUUUCAAAUGGUUUAUUCCACUCUUCUUUGUCAAGUGUAUGCUUAAAUACAUAUUCUAAAAAGUUGGAGAAGUAUUUAGCAUGUGCAAACCUGCUACUCUAUCAUCCAUUUAAAAAGGACAUUUGUUCUAAAAUUUUAUGAUUGUGGAUGAACAAUACGUAAUGGAUCAAGGCCCCAGUUAAUACUGUUAAUGUAUUCCAGUGGUCAUCCUUACUACAAGACUUGCUUUUACUAUAUUGAUUCAGGGUAUAAUUGUAUCAGUUGCCUUACUAAUGGUAUCUGUGCCUUCAGGUGAGUUUAUUGCUGACUUCGUUGGAAACAGGCUGUGAUUUGUUGUACUGCCUUUUUAGUAUAUAGCUGAUUAAUAGUUGUAACACCUUCUUGUUGAUCAGUGGAUGGAGGCUUCUCUUAUUUAGGUUCUGUUCCUACAAAAUUGUGCUUUUUCCCUGACUAGUUCUCUGCAUUCCCUGUCAUUUUUGUCAAAGAAUUGAUAGACACAGAGAACCUGAGUAUUGGCUGGAAGUUUCAUAUUCAUGCAUCUUAUUGUGAUUCAGUUUCAAAUUUAGAGGCUGGCUUUAAAUUUAGGUUUUUAUUUAGAGGCUGUUUGGACUCUAAUGCACAUGUAGUUGGUUUAUAAAUUCAUUCUUUCACCUGAUUUUAAUGCCCUUUUAAGUGGAGAUAUUUAUUUUUCCAUAAAUCCUUUUAGAGAAAAGAUACUAGCAUUUAUCAGUCAUCUGAAUGUCUGUUUCAAUUCACAACUUGAGUAGAAUGAGCAGUGGAUAAUUAAAACAGGCACACCUAGAUUAAAGGGUAGUGAACAGGUGAAUGACAUUUUUAGGUACUGUUGUUCUAUCCUCAAGUGCAUCAUUUGUUUUAAUCCAGGCUAAUAAAUGCUUUCAGUUAUUUGUCUGAAAAAUAUUUUCAGUUGCAGUUACACCACCACCCCACACCCCCAAGACCCCCACCCCCCAGAGAACAGAUACUGAAUUCUACAUAUAGUUGUGUCUUUUAAUCCUCACAUUAGGGAAAAAAUGGUUUUCUAAAAAUUUUCUGUACUUAUGCAGUGUAUUACUGAUAUGGGCUGUACUUGCAAAAAUUAGAUGAGAUAUUUCAAGUUUCUUAUGUGCAGAAAGAACAAUGCAGAGGAAGUUGUGCAUAAUUUCUGUAGUUCAGUAAGGUGGUAUACUCAAUCCGUUGUCUCUUACUGAGAUACAAAAUGCUCUGUAUACAAAAGGCUAUCUGUAAUUAUCUAGACAAUUACCGUCUGUCUGGGAUAUCUUUUACUUACCUUGUGCAAUUGAUUUUAAUAAUUUGAAGAACUCUUUACCACAGGAUAUAUGUGAACAGGAGCAAGACCAUUCCUCUGAGGGAAUUCAAUGUUCCUAUUUGAGGUUACAGUAUUUUAUAUCACCCAGAGCCUAAGAAUACCGAAAGCUCCAUUUUUGUUUUAAUUUUAAUCUAGCUAACUUUUUCUGUUACUAAACUGCCAAGGGCUAUUUGUGCAAGAAAGGGAUGGAAGCUUAAUGGGAAGUAUUAUCUCUUAAUUUUGUCUAGUAAUUUAAUUACUUCUUGCUCUUAAUUAGGUGCAGUGCUAAAAGAACUUGAACACAAUCAGCAUGCUAGAAUAAAAGUAAUUGCUUUUAUGAUGUUAAUAUUUGUUUUACUGUUUUGCCUCCAAAGUUUUGAUGACAGGCUGAGAGUUAGGAGAUGAACAGAUGCUGGUUAGAAGCUUUGUCUUACGCUUUUACUUUCUUGUCUCUCAUAGCUUCUUUUCGUUCUUGGUUGUUGGCUUUUCUGUUCUUUGUGAUUCUCUUUCCUUUUCCCAUGAAGAUAAGACACUGAAGUGUUUUUUGUAGUUGUUUUCAAAAAUAGAUAGCAUCAUUAUAUAGCAUCAAAGAUCAGCACAAGACUCAUACUGAAUAUGAGUUUUACUCUUGCUUAGGCAAGUGAACAAUCAUUUUAUCUUAGAGAAUUUACAAACUUGCAGAAAUUCUGCUAUUUCCUAGAAUUAAUAUUGAAUAUAAAAUCCUAAAAAUGUACUGCACUCUUACAGAUAUAGUCUCAGUUGCUGUCUGGUUCUAGUAAGUCAUUUUUAAUGUCUUCUUUUAGUAACUAAGAGGAGUCCAAUUCUUUCUUCUUCACUGCUUUACUACUUUAAUUUUCUGCAUACAUCCAUUCUUAAUCUUUGUGUGUGGAUGAAUGCAAGAGCUGAAUAUUAAACCUUCUCUUUCACAGCAACAGCUUCUUUAUUCAGAGGGGUCAGCUUCGUUAUUUCACUUGCUUGUCUACCUUUGUAAGCAGUGUGUAUUAAGAAAAAGAGGGAGCUCAGACUGUGACUCCAGGGAAUAAACAAUAAACACAUGUGUAGGGGAGCUACCAGUGUGUGUUCCCUAUUUGUCUUACAUUGAGUAAUAAAAAAAAAAAUAAGCAAAAGCCCCAACCUAUGGAACAGAAUUCUCUUAGUACAUUAGAGAGUUCAGAGAACGUAUUUUUGGGAAUACUUUUUUCCCCUGAGGCAAGAAAGACUGUUUACAUCAAAACUGCAGUGGCAAUUACUAAGCCAGUGCUGUAUCCUGUCCAGUUCACUACAGAAAAAACCUUAUAACUGAGCUUAAAGAAAAGAGGUUCUCCAGGUCAGAGAUAAAACAGUUGAGGUGUUCAUGAGAGUACUUGCAGGGCACUGUGCUGAGGAUCUGCCCAGAAUAAUCUUUCUGGCAGAUUUUAAUUGAUGCCAAUAAAAGAUAACAGAUAAAUAGAUAAAUAUUUUCAUUGUUUAGAGCUGAAGCUUCGUUUCUGACCUAAAAGGAUGUGUUCAGAUGUGCAGUCCAAUUCACGUACUUCUGUGGAGGGUUGAGUUUUUAGCAUAUCUGAUCAGGCAUUACAGAGAAAAAAAAAAUUCAAGUUCCCUAUUUUCUUGAUAGCAACACCUAACCAGAUCAUAACAUGCAUUUUCUAAGUGCUGUGAAAACUGAAGUACUCUGAUUUAAAGGUUGUGUGUUCCACCCACAGUGCAAAGGUAAAUACAUGUCCGGAAUAUACAACCUUGUGUAUUGCAAAAUGAAAUAAAUAUGUAAUGGCUACAAGAUGCCUUUCAUUCUGUUUGGAAGUAAUCAAACAGCAAUCUUGUCCUGUUGAAGUGUCACUUGUGUUAGCAGUAAUGCUUCUGCAAGUGUUUUGUGGCUCUUUGGUCUGUAAGGAGCGCUGACAUUUUUAUAUAUGUAUGAAAGAAUUAACAAUGACUAUUCCUGUUACUGCUUUAUUAUGAUCUCAAAUAGUAUGUGGUAUGUGUAAGCUGUCAAGAAAAUUUAAGUUUUUUGGCAAUUUUAAAGUCUUCGGUAUUUUGACAUGUUCAAGUAGCUUUUGCUUUUCCUGUCUCCUCUAGUAUAUGAGACUAUACACUUAACAGAUUUUCUUCUUGUUAGUGGCUUGGAGAAAGACUAUGCUGAAUGUGGCUUGCUUUCCUUUUUCCUAUAAAGUAAAACAGUAUUUCAGUUUUACUUACUGUAUAUUUUUUUAUUUGUGCCCAACAUAUUGACUUUUUGCAAGGAUUGAUGAGGGAGGUAUUUUUGCACUCAGCUAUGCUAUGCUGAUUUUGCACAUGUGUUUUAGGUAGAAUGUGAACUCUGUGUUUUGCAGUAAGAUAGUGUUGAUAAACUUCAGUAUCUCCUAACCAAAUUUAGCAGGCAUUUUCCUCACCUGGCAUUGCAUAAAUAAACAGCUAAAUGGAUUUAUCAGGCUAUACUUCCAAGUGGUGAGGUUUUUUGGAGUGAAUGUCAUAUUCUAGGUAGGAUCCUAGCCAUGCCUCCAGUUUGUCACUCCUAAGGAAUCAAAAAUAUGUCCUGGCAUGGCUGAUUGGAUUGCCUUACUCCUGUAACCUUACUCAGCCACUGCAACCUCAGACUUCUUGUAUCUGGUACAGUGAAACAGUAAAUUUUGACUCUGAUGCCAGCUCCAUUGUACCAUUUAGUGAUGCUGAGGACUUAGCUAGCUUCGUCCUCUGUUUUCCUUUGAUUUUAUUUUUGUGUAUUCAUUGAGAUGUUGGGACAUAAAGUUUAUUUUUAAAAUGCAUUAGCUCAUUGAAUUAGGCAAUGAAUGAAUGUUGACUGGGGGGCUUGUCAAGGAAACUUGACAAAUCAUACCAUCCCAUGGGGCAUUGAAACAGCACCUGACAGUUUAGCCACAGCUUCCCAGACAGAUUGUCCUGAUGUCAUAUUGUAGUCAGUGGAUCAGUAGGAAGUUGUGCUGACUGCUGUAAUUGAAGUCCUCAUCUGCUGGGGAUGGUCUUGCUGUCAGCUUCUCUGUGGUCCAGAUUCUACCUUCACCUUUGGGCCUUGCCAAGGUAGUGCAGGAGUAUCCUGAAGUGUAUUUCUACAUCAUUUGGCUCUGGUGGCAAAUCAUGAGUUUGCUCUGCUGCUGUUUGCUGUGCAUGUAAAGUUGUUUGGAAAAUUGCAUAUCCUUCUGUCCCCUUUGCAUAUGGUGUCAUUUCCAGGCUGAAAACAGAUUCCAUUUGGCUGAUAAAAAAUUUCUUGCAGCUAUGUCUUGCUGCUGUGGGUCUCAGAGAAUGAUCCAUACAACAUGAAAAAUACUCCUAGCAGAGGGAAAUACAGGUCAUUUGGGCAGUCUUUCCUUUCUUGUGCUGAUUUUAUUAAUUGCUUUGCAUUAGAGAGGUCCUUUGUGAUCAGAUGCAGUGAUUUCAGAAAGAGGAACAUGUUUGUUUCAAUCGUUUGUCAGCACUUUGAAGGACUGCUGACUAUUGUAGCAUGGCACAGAUCUGAAAUACUGCAAAAGCAAGUAUCUCCACAGGUAUAGAGUAGUUUAUUCUGGAAAUGGAAAUUGAAUCCCUAAUGAUUAUACCUAACUUGAAGAGCAGAGAGCUAACAUAAAGUCCAGUAAUUACUGUUAGCACGCUCAUGUUGUUAGCCUGAUCAUGAAAGUGGAUGGAAUUUUAAGAGAAAAUCCACAGAAAAUGGUGUAGUAUUUAUAAAGUUAUAAAAUAGUUGUAAUUAGACCAUCAGACUUUUGAUUUGGAUUUGAAUAUAACAUCAGUUAUAUAAUUUAAAAUAUUGUAAAGUAGAGGUUAUUGUUCACAGCCACAAAGGGUUAGUAAGCUGGAGAGUAAACUUCUUUCUUGGAGGCAUCAAUGGUUUUGAGAGAGAUUUUAAGCUUUUGUUUAGCAGUAUCAGUAAUGUUUUGAAAUAAUUAUAAGCAUUACAUUAUAAGGCCACCAUUUUUAAAAUUUAUAAUCUGCUUUGUAUUCUCUUUGUCACACCUUAGACAUAUUGUCAGCUGCAUAAACUGUGUCUUUCUAAAGAUGCUGCAGAUGCAGGUUAUGCUCAGUCAAUUUACCCUCACAUCUUGCAUCUCUCUAUGUGUUGCUGCCUCAGCUGGUGGCUUUAAAAUAGAGAAACUGACAGACAGCUAGUUUUAGAACAUGAUAAGAAUUUCUAGUCAGGAAAGGGCACUAACAGAUGAAUUUUUACAUACUUGAAAGAUAAUGGUGUCCUGAGUUUACAAGACCUUUCAAAAGUACUAUUGACUCAAAUAGAAGCCUGAAGUGUCUCUUCUGUGUAUGUCCAACAUACACUUGAAGGACACUUCAAGUGCUACUAAAUAAUAAGUUUGAACUAAGCUAUAGCCAGGUGAGACUAAAGGAUUAUAUUCAUUUGUACACAGUAGAAUAGGUACAUGCUUAUGUAGCUUUAACUUUUUAUUUUUAAUAGAAUUUUUAUAGAAUAACUACAGUGAUCUUCAUAUUAAUCCUGAACUGUGUAACUUUAUGCACCAAGCAGUGCCAAGCAAGCUUAAAUGACAAUGAUUGCUCAAAAUACACACCCUCAAGGUCUUUGAAUGUGUUAAAUUUUUUAUUCCAUUUGAUAUGUAUUUCUGUGUGGUUUUCAGUCAUGGUUACUUAGUAUUCUGGGUGGAUGAAUGAGAAGGAAAAAAGAGGGAUACGUAGGCUACAGGACUUGUAGCAUAAAUACUCUUUUUUAUCUAUUUAACCUGGAUUGGCCCAUCACAAGAAGCAUUCUUAGAAUCAAUUUUGACCAGUGCAAUAGAGGGGAGAAGGAAGUGGGGAAACAGGCUCUAAUUUCAGUCUGGUGAAGCCAAUUUGCUCUUUGCAAUAUGAAAACAAAAAUGCCCAUUUAGUGCUGUGCCAGUGCUGUGUAGGGACAUCUGUGUUACCUGGGCAAAGUGGAAGCACUGUAGCUGUAUCAGUAAAGCAUUCCAUUCCAGUUACACUGGCCAGGAAAAAGGGUGCAUCAGUGACAAUGGAGAAGUGUGCCAACCUCUCUGAUUCUCUUGCAAACUUAGAUUCCCUUCUGCAGCAGUGGGGUGCUCUCUCUACUGCUUGGUGACUCCGACUCAGCUUACUUUAACAAGAACACGUAUCAUUUUCUGGCAAUUCAAACCUGUAUUUGCAUGCAAGGGAUAGAACUUGCCAGUGCAGUGGGGCAGUGAUGUUGAGCCUCAUGCACAGGAUGAGAUCUGAUGAAAUUUAAAUGCCUUUAGUGGUGCCCAAGAUUUCAAGACAGUCGUUGUGACUAUGAUUAUCUUUUAGCAUGUAAACACAUGCAGAAUUGGGUGGGCACCUUUCACAUUAUCUUGCUUUACCAAUUACACUCACAGACAGCAUGAAUGCCUGAGAAUUGCUCGUUGCUGUGUAAACUUAUUUUCCAUGGCUUUAUUAGUUAAAGAAUGGUGCCCCGAAGAAUUUUACUCAGAAGCGUGUGAAGUUUAAUUAUAGCGGAACUUAGAUAUUGACCAAGGCUAUUUUGUUGCUUUUUCCAACUAUUGGCCUGUAACCUUCCUGUUAAUUUGAACAGUUGCUUGGCAAAGGUAUUUUCUCUGUGAAUUUGCACAACUCUUAAGUAGAGGUGGCCUUACUAAACUGCUUUUAAAAGGACCUGUUCUGUUCUGUUUGUUUUGUUGUUUUUUUUUUUUUCAACAGUAAUAUGUUACCUGCUUUUUAACUUUCUUCUUUAUUCUUUUAUUUGCAGUGAUGUGGUUGCAUGACCUGCAGCAUUAUUAUAACAGGGACUGUUCAGUGCAUGACUUGCUUUUCUGUCCAGACUGCAUAACCAAAACUUAACCAGUUCUACACUUAAGACUCAUGGCCAUCUGGUUUCAAAGGGGGAUCUACUUGCAGAGAAGCUUACCAUCCUGGGGAGUGGCUUUCCCAUUUCCCACUUCCACUUACUCUUUCUCUUCACAAAAAGUCUCCUAUGAGGCUAGAAGAGAGGAAAUCCUGUACUCACAACUCAACAGGAGGCGUUCUGCAACUGACAGAGCACUGUCAGCUCUCCAUCUUACUUCCGCCUGUCCACUUUAUUUAAUUCUGAUUAACAGUAUUAACAUACAGACUUCCUGCAACAUUUUCAUAUACCGAACUAUAAAAAUCUGGUCUUAAUGAAUUCCUAAAAAAGUCCUUUUGGUUACUGUUCAAAUUUCAAAGCACCUGCACCCUUAAAGGAUCCACUUUGAAUCUUUAAAGAAAUUAAGUAAAGCGAAGGAGGUGUUUUACCAGGAGAAAUGCCUAAUGAAUUGCUGCUUGGCGAUCCCAUCUUCCAUAGAAAACCAAGCAAGUUUCAUCUGAUAAUCUCCGAGCCAGGCAAACUACCAGGUGGUAUUUUGUUCACAGGCACUGCCUGCUUCCUUAAUAUGUAUAUAUACACAGUAGUUUGUGGCUGUUGUAUUUUUCUCUCUACAUUUGAGCUGUGUUGUUGGUUUCUUUCAGAAACUUUUUUUUCCAAUCUGUGUACAAUUGUUAAAACAAUCUGAGGAAAGACCAUGAAUGGAGAUAAGUAUGAAAGUCAUCUGCACUUUCAAUAUUAUGCAGACUGUCCUUGCCAGUUUAUGAUUUGGAUCGUUUAUCUUUCACCUGUACUGUUUUUUUCCUUUUCUUUUUUUCUUUCUCUUGUCACAGUCUUAGCUAUUUAAUUUCCAAUUGCACUAGCUUGGCUGUUUCUUUGUAUUUUGAAGUUUAGCUAUAAGAUUUGCCAUAUGUAGACAGUGUAACUCAAAAUGCUUUGUACUGCCUAUAUUAAUUUAAAAAGCUGCUUAUUUAAUAUUCCUAAAUAUCUGCACAUUUGUACUACUGUAUCUUUGUUUUGUAUUGGACAUCCAGUACUGGCAAGAUUCAGAAGACGAGGGAGUGCUGUAGUAUUGUAAGUUAAGAGGUUUAUUGUAUAGGAAUUAGUACAUAACAAGCAGGGAAAGGGGCUUUCAAGCCAUAGGAUUUGCUGGAAAAACUGAAAAGUCUGAAUGCCGAGUACCUUAAGCGGUUUGAUUUAAAUCCAGUUCUAGAGAAACCCCAUUCUUGCUCACCUGGAUCUUAAUCUGGCAGAAAUAUUGAUAUGAACUCUGCUGCUUCCAGGAAUAGUUUUGCUUAUUUGGGCAGUAGAAGAACCUCCAGCCUUGUUUGCCACAGGGGCACCCCCACGCUGGGGCAGCGUUGUGUCCACUUGUCUCUGCAGUCUCUUCUGGUCACACACACAGUGCCUGCCUCGUCCCUGGCCCGUUGGGUGGGCUCUGACAGAGCCACACCUCGUACGCAGAGACGCCUGCUUGUGUCCAGUCCUCAGGGGUCCUGAUCCCACGGUGUCCGUGGCCUUGUGCAGAACGGCAUGGAGAAAGGACAAACGUGUGCCCCACCAGGGCGGGGUGGUCUGUGCUGCCUGGCAAAGGGAUGGGCAGGUAGGGAAUGGGCUCCAAGCAGGCCAAGCAGCAGAGUGAAGGCUACAACUAGGAUCCCAGUGAGAACUGUGGUGUUUUCCCUUCUGGAUACUGUAUCAGGUACUGUGGCUACCAGGUGCUCUGGCUGACAGCUGUCCGUAAAGGCUUCAGAUGGGGAUAUAUGUCUUUCCUGGUCCACCAGGGCCAGGGGCAGUGAAGUCUGACGUGACCUGCAGCCAGGAUCUGGGGUUUGGUCAUAAAGAGUCAAAUACUUGUGCAGUAGAGGCAGCAUCAUUUCAUCAGACUGAGUCCAGCAGAGAGCUGAAGGAUUUGUGUCUUUCCAGAUCCUAGCCAUUGAUCCCUUGUUGUGUGUCAGGGCAAGCCUUACUUAGGAAAACUUCUUUUAGUUGGGUGUUAAAGGCAUGGUAUGUUUUUCAUUUGCAAGUGCUGCUUCGGCUGGGACCACACCCUGCUCCAAGCCAGGCUGGGUGCAGGAUCCCUAAAAUCAGGGCACUGUGCUGGGCAGGAGGGGAUUGCUUUUUUUGUGCACCUGCCUCCACAGACGUCCCAAAGUGAUGCCGAGCAGUACCUCAUUUUUCUAAGUGGUCUGUGCAGAUUAGAGACUAAGUAUCAGUUGUUCUUGAGCCUUGAUGACAUUUGUAUGUAAGUGUGUUUAGCUUGACAAAAGUUCUUUGAGUUUACUAAUGCAACAGAGAGAUGCCAGGUGGAGCCAGUCAAGGAGCUGGGUACUUUAAUUAGAUUAGCCUGGCAUCUCUAUCAUGAAGUGGUUGUGAGCUCUCAACUUAGAGCUGAUCUCCAGCAUGUCUCUGAUAUACUAACUUCAUUUGUGCUGCAUAGAAAACUCUCUUACCUUCUUAAUAGCAGCUUGUUUGACAGUCCUGAAUUAAGUGUUGAUCAAUUAUCAAAGUAAUAACUGUUUGUGAAGUUGCCAGUGAUAUAUUUUCUGUAAAAGAAUGAAUUCUUAGAGUGUCAAAACAUUAAUUUCCCAUUUCAGUUCAUCUACAAAUCGUGUAACUACCAGAUUGUUAUGGUAGCAAUAUUAAUAUACAUACCUGUAUAUAGACAAAAAAAACCUCAUUAAUGAUAAUUGGAAUCAAAAAGUUUAAUAUUUUUUCCCAGUCAAAUACACUAAUGCUUCCAAGGUGAUAGAAGAAUGUACAGUUGUUAAACAAGUUGUAAAUAAACGCUUAUAUAAAAUAUAAA
Cyanistes caeruleus (blue tit) is the source of this 12705-nucleotide messenger RNA. Lineage: Eukaryota; Metazoa; Chordata; Aves; Passeriformes; Paridae. The record is from RefSeq and is a predicted model, not a curated record.